Messenger RNA from Jatropha curcas, 5479 nucleotides. Its product is annotated as zinc finger (C3HC4-type RING finger) family protein. Gene Ontology annotation, molecular function: ubiquitin protein ligase activity; protein binding. The record is from RefSeq and is a predicted model, not a curated record. NCBI's taxonomy places the organism in Eukaryota, Viridiplantae, Streptophyta, Magnoliopsida, Malpighiales, Euphorbiaceae.
CCAAACGUCAAGAAAUUUCACUUGAGAAGAGAGGAAGAAAAAACGCUGCUCGAAAAAUUAAAAAAAAUAACAAUAAAAAGAAAAAAACAUUUACAUAGAGAGAGAGGAAGAGGGGGAGGAAGAGAGAGAGAGAUAACACGUAGAGAAAUUUGGUCCGUGCGUAAACGAAAGGAUACAGAGGAGAACACGAUGCUCUUGGCUAUCUCCUCUUUAUCACUUCCAUUUUGCUCUUCUUCUUCAAUUUCCUUAUCGAAUUUCUGCUGUUGAUUCCGUACUCUCUACGCGCUGCGUGUGUUUUUUUGAGGCAAAUACUCAGUAACUGGUUGAUGCAAUGUCUGGUGAAGCGUCGUCGUCUGGACUGGUUCUCGAAGGUCUCGACGAUGUAGAAGACUACAUUUGGCCUAACGAAGGUGAGAGAUCAUUGUCCAGGGACAGGUUUAGUCAUGUUUUUGAGCUAGUCCAGAAUGGCAACGAGGCAUUCCGGGAGAAUCGUUUUGAGGAGGCUAUCAAUUGUUACUCAAGAGCCAACAACAUCAAACCUGGGGAUCCUAUCAUUCUGGGCAAUAGGAGUGCUGCUUUUAGCAGGAUUAGCCAGUUCCUGAAACAGAGACCUGCUUCUGCUUCUGAAUAUAAACCAUUAAAUGGGUUAGAUCCUACUAUACAUGCAGAACUUGCGCUAAAGGAUGCUGAGAAGGUGAUGAAUUUGAGAAAUAAUUCAGUGAAUCCAUUUAUGUUAAAGGCCAAUGCUCUCAUCUUGUUGGAAAAGUAUGAGCUGGCUCGAGAUGUUAUUCUUUCAGGACUUCAGGUUGAUCCUUUUAGCAAUCCUCUUCGGGCUUCCCUUCAUAAUUUGGAGAGAAUAGUAGCUAAUACAUUGAGGAGAAGCUUUGGCAAAACAGAACGCAGUGAUGAGUUUAAUUGCACACUCUGCCUGAAGUUACUAUAUGAACCUGUUACAACUCCAUGUGGGCAUUCAUUUUGCCGCUCAUGUCUUUUCCAGUCAAUGGAUCGCAGUAACAGAUGUCCAUUGUGUCGAACAGUUCUCUUCAUCAGUUCUAGAACAUGUUCAAUCAGUGUGACACUAAACAACAUUGUACAAAAGAACUUUCCAGAGGAGUAUGCUGAGAGGAAGUCUGAACAUGAAAGUUUGACAAAUCCUGGUGUUGAUCUGAUCCCCCUUUUUGUCAUGGAUGUUGUCAUCCCAUGUCAGAAAUUUCCACUCCAUAUAUUUGAGCCCAGAUACAGACUAAUGGUGAGGAGGAUCAUGGAAGGAAAUCAUCGGAUGGGAAUGGUUAUCCUUGAUUCUGCCACAGGAUCAUUAGUUGAUUUUGCAUGUGAAGUGGAGAUCACGGACUGUGAGCCACUUCCAGAUGGACGAUUCUAUCUAGAGGUUGAAAGUCGCCGUAGAUUUCGUAUUCUUCAUUCUUGGGAUCAAGAUGGGUAUCGUGUUGCAGAGGUUGACUGGGUACAAGAUGAUCCACCAAAAAGGAAAGCAGAGUUACAGGAUAUUACAAAUAAUGCAGCUGAAUAUGCUCAGUCAUGGUUAAGGAGGGCAAAGGAAGCUGCAAGACAAGAUCGAAGAAGACUUGAGAAACUAUUAAAUGUAGAAGCAAUGAUGCCCACGCCGUUGGAUCCUGAGCGCUUCAGUUUCUGGCUUGCUACUCUAUCAGACAGAAGGCCUCAUGAAAAAUUAGAGCUCCUGCGCAUAAGGGAUACAGAAGAGAGGAUAAAACGAGGAUUGGUCUAUCUUAGUGCAGCAGAACAAGGCUGCAGGGGAACCCAAAACACAAACUUACAGCAUUGCACGUCUUCUCUUACUUGUUCUCAACUAUCUUUCUUCUAUUUUUCUCCAUUUUUAUUACCUUCAAUCAGUUUCAGAAACACCACCAUUAACAAAUUUUUCCUCUUACACAAGAACAUUUCCCUUCUGCAUCCACUGACAAUUAGCAUUGUCAUAAUUUCUUUAUCAGAAGACAAUAUUAUGGGAAGACAUAAUUAUCAUCUUCUUUUCUUUGCGCUUGUUUUAUUUGCCCCCAACUUCACUAAUGCCGCAUCAAAGAAUUCUUCUGCUUCAGUUGCAUGUACACCGACUGAUAAUUAUCUCUUUGAUUGUGGAUCAUCACAAGAUACUACUCUUGUUGAUGGUCGAACAUUCAAAUCUGAUUCUUCUACUAUAAGACACCUUGAAACCGAAGAAAAUAUAAAAGUUUCAGUUGAUUCUAUUGGUGCAAAUGCCACUUCUAGUAAUUCUUCGCCUUCUUCUUCAUCUUCGAUCCCUUUAUAUCUGACUGCAAGAAUUUUCACUUCUGUUUCAAAGUAUAAUCUUCAUAUUUCUGAUCGAGGUUGGCAUUGGAUUCGCCUUUACUUUUACCCUCUUCCUCACGUUAAAUUCAAUUUAACUUCUGCAGCUUUUACUGUCACAACCGGUGAUGGGUUUGUUCUUUUAAGUGACUUUUCUGUGAAUUCUAAUAUCUCUCUUGUUUUCAAGGAAUAUUUGUUGAAUCUCACAAAGGAAACAUUUUCUCUCAUCUUCAAGCCACGUGCACAAUCUUAUGCUUUUAUAAAUGCUAUUGAGGUUGUGUCUGCACCUGAUAGUCUUAUUUCUGAUUCUGCUUCAAUGGUUCCUCAAGGAGGAGGAACUUUCAGUGGUUUGUCUAAGUAUGCUUUUGAAGUUUGUUACCGGUUAAAUGUUGGCGGUCCAAUGCUAAAUCCUAAAAACGAUACACUUUCAAGAACAUGGUUAUCUGAUAAAAAAUAUAAUGCAUUUCCUGAAGGAAGUGAAAGUGUAUCUGUGUCUCCUAGUGCAAUCAAAUACCCAUCCACAGGAGCAAAUGCGUAUAUAGCCCCUCGUUUGGUUUAUGCUUCCGCAGAUCAGAUGGGGAAUUCUGAAACUUUAACUGCUAAUUUUAACCUCACUUGGAAAAUGAAGGUUGAUCCUGAAUUUUCCUAUUUGGUUAGGAUGCACUUUUGUGACAUUGUGAGUAAAUCCCUUAAUGACUUAUACUUCAAUGUGUAUGUUAAUGGAUUAAUAGGCGUUUCGAGUCUUGAUCUUUCAUCCCUUAGUGACAAUGCUCUUUCCACAGCUUAUUUUGUGGAUUUUGUGAUAAAUGCAUCAUCUAUCAGCAAUAGUUCUGUUAUGGUUCAGGUUGGUCCUGCUUCAAAUGUACAAUCAUCUAAUGCUAUUCUUAAUGGAUUAGAGAUAAUGAAGGUCAGCAACAAAGCUGGAAGCUUGAAUGCUUCAUCUACUGUGACUAAUGCAUCUCGUAAGGUACAAAUAAUGAGAAUUGUUGCAGGAGUAGGUCUUGUAUUGGGGGUAACAGCAAUUGUGUUUCUUGCACUGAUUUGUAUUCGAUGGCAGAGAAGGCCUCAAGAUUGGCAGAGAAGAAACAGUUUUUCCUCAUGGCUUCUCCCUCUCCAUAAAAACCAAUGUGCAUCUUUAUGUACCAAAAGCAGCUCUAGAAGAUCUAGCAUUUUCGGUUCUCGGAAAAGCAAGAAUAGUCCCUCUGCUUAUUUUCCUAAUCAGGGUCUAGGCCGGUUCUUCACUUUUAGUGAAUUACAACAUGCUACACAAAAUUUUGAUGAGAAGGCAGUGAUUGGUGUUGGCGGUUUUGGUAAAGUUUAUAUAGGAGAAUUAGAAGAUGGAACUAAGACUGCUAUCAAACGAGGAAAUCCGAGCUCACAACAAGGCAUAAAUGAGUUCCAAACAGAAAUACAAAUGCUGUCGAAGCUUAGGCAUCGACAUCUUGUAUCACUCAUUGGUUUCUCAGAUGAGCAAUCUGAAAUGAUUCUUGUUUAUGAGUUUAUGGCUAAUGGCCCUCUUCGUGAUCACCUCUAUGGCUCGGAUAAACCUCUAUUGUCAUGGAAACAAAGGCUUGAAAUUUGCAUUGGCGCAGCCCGGGGACUGCAUUAUCUACAUACAGGAGCCGCACAAGCCAUCAUCCACCGUGAUGUUAAGACUACAAACAUUCUGCUUGAUGAGAAUUUUGUAGCUAAAGUUUCUGAUUUUGGCCUUUCGAAAGCUGCAUCACUAGAUCAAGGCUAUGUAAGCACAGCAGUGAAGGGUAGCUUCGGAUAUCUUGAUCCCGAGUACUUCAGAAAGCAACAACUUACAGAGAAAUCUGAUGUGUACUCAUUUGGAGUUGUACUAUUUGAAGUAUUAUGUGCAAGGCCUGUUAUAAACCCAGCAUUGCCAAGAGAGCAAGUUAGUUUAGCUGAGUAUGCAAUGAAAUCAUAUAAAAAUGGAAUGAUAGAUGAAAUAAUAGACCCUGAAAUUGCUGGAACUAUUAAUCCAGGAUCCCUGAAAAAAUUUGUGGAAGCUGCAGAGAAAUGUUUAGCAGAAUUUGGAGUGGACAGGCCUAGCAUGGGAGAUGUGCUGUGGAAUUUAGAAUAUGCAUUGCAGCUACAAGUGGCAGCUUCUUCUGAAGCUGAAAAAGUUGAAGAUAAAAGUAUUAAUAUGAUCCUUUUGGAAAAUCCAGACAACCCUCAUGGAGAAUCACCUAGUGAUGAUUCUCAAGUAGCUGGUUCUGUUUUGUUUUCCCAGAUGGGGAAUUUUGAAGGAAGAGACUCCUCUUCUACCCCCACUACCGACGCCGGCGAUGAUUUCUCCGUUUUCCCUCCCAGCAACCAUGAAAAUCUCACUCCCUCCCAUUUCAAUUCAGAAUCCAAACACCAAUCACCACCUUCCCCAUCGUCACCAGUGUCUCCGUUCUCUUUUCUCCCUUCCGAUUUUGACCCCUCACCACAGCCGCCGCCAGCUGUGUCUCUCUUGCCCAAAUGGUGGGGCUUUGCCGUUCAGAUAUUACGUUCGAGAAUCGCUAAUAUUGGGUCCUAUUUUGGGUGCAAUAAUGGUGAUAAACGAUCGUUUUGGUCAUUUGGGAAUGUUGCUUUGGCGGUGACGGUGGUGUUGUGGUGGUUGUGUAUGCGAGUAAGGCGGAAGUGGCAGAGAAGGAAGAGCGUGGGUCAUCUGAUGCAGAUUAUUAGUGAUAAAGAUAAGCAAAUUAUGCAGCUUCUGAAUCAAAUAGCUCAAAUGAACGAAUUACUGCUUACUCGCCACAAAGUUAAGGCUUCAAAAUUGGCUGAUUAAUGGAGGUUGGCUCGCUGGCAAUUCUCUUAGCAGCUGCUGAUGGGGCAGCGGGCAGUCAUGACUCACAACCAUACUGCUAUAGCAUUUGAGAUUUGAUCAUUAAUAGCAAUAGAGAUGAUCCUAUUUUUGUGGGUAGCGUAGUUUAGUGGGUGAAUCCCGUCCUGUGGUAAAAAUAAUUUGGUGCAUAACCCUUUACCUGAAUCGCAGAUAAGCUUUUGUAGUUGAAUGUCUCACGGGGCAUAUUAUGAUAGAAGGGAUUGUCUUGAAAUGAUUCUAUGAUGUUAACUUUUCAGGACAAGACACUGCCCGAAGUAGAUGUAUCUCGAGUUUUACAAUGUAACCUGCAAUUGAACUAUUUCUAUCAAAAAAGAGCGGAAAACAAAUAUAUAUAUCCAAACA